Messenger RNA from Heteronotia binoei (common prickly gecko), 791 nucleotides. Its product is annotated as proepiregulin-like. The record is from RefSeq and is a predicted model, not a curated record. Bases 125 to 634 code for a protein of 169 amino acids. Lineage: Eukaryota; Metazoa; Chordata; Lepidosauria; Squamata; Gekkonidae. The transcript is spliced from 5 exons. Gene Ontology annotation, biological process: epidermal growth factor receptor signaling pathway; positive regulation of mitotic nuclear division; positive regulation of cell population proliferation.
CGGCCGCCCCCGCCUGCCCGGCUGGCCAUAAAGGCUCCGCGAGCGCGCCACUCAGCCAGCCAGCCGGAGAGCGAGCGAAGCGCAGGCGGGCAGCCCCACGGACGGCUCGAGGCGAGGCGAGGCGAUGAGGGCGCGCGGCGAGGGCUCCCCGCUGCUCCUGCUGCUGCUGCUGGCGGGCUUACACACCUUUCCAGCUGUUCAGAGCACAACUGUGAUCCCUUUGUGUGGCUCAAACGAAACGGACUCCUGCACCACCGCUCUGGUCCAAACAGGCAGUAGCCCUCGUGUCGCUCAAGUUGGGAUCACUCGAUGCAGGUCCGAAAUGCAAAACUUCUGCUUCAAUGGCCACUGCAUGUACCUUGUGGAAUUGGAUCAGCAUUACUGCAGGUGUGACAUGGGCUACUCCGGUGUCCGAUGUGGCCUUUCAAAUUUAGACCUUCUCAAACAGCCCUUGAGCAAGGAUUACAUCGUACUUGCUGUCCUAUUGAGUCUGUUUUUUUUAACUGCAGCUUCCGUUGCAAUCUACUACUUCUACAGAUGGUACCAGGAAAAAAAUGGGAGAUUUUCUUCGAACAGAGACUACAAAGAAGUCGCAAGAGAGACUGAAAAAGACGGGAAGCUGCUUCACGUGUGAAUGGGAGGAUUCCAGAAAUAUUAUUUAAUAUUAAACACUUAUUUUAUUAAUAUUAUUUAUAUUCAAAACAAAGCAAUUUCAAAGUGAUGCUGAUCAGAAUAUAUAUACAUACACACAAGUCUAAAGGUUAUUUUUAUAAACAAUUUUAAUAUUUUUA